Messenger RNA from Vespula pensylvanica (western yellowjacket), 2652 nucleotides. RefSeq lists its product as uncharacterized. Lineage: Eukaryota; Metazoa; Arthropoda; Insecta; Hymenoptera; Vespidae. The coding region runs from base 27 to 2000 and encodes 657 amino acids. The record is from RefSeq and is a predicted model, not a curated record. The transcript is spliced from 10 exons.
UUCAAUGAUCUUCGCAGGAUGUAUCAAUGUGGGCAGAAGCAACAGGUCUACAGAUUCAUUUAGAUCCAUCUUAUAUAGAUCUAGGGAUUGUCGUGAUGGAUUUUGGAAUAUAUCAACAGAACUUUAACAUUAUCAAUACUGGGCGAUCGAGCGUCGAAGUGUCGAUGAGUAUACCAAGAUCUCUUAAAAAUCAAAUAUUUUUAUAUCCACGAUCGACUUUAAUCCAGCCUGAAUCGAUUAAUACAAUCAAUGUUAGAUUUAUUCCUGAAUCUAAUAUAAUAAAAAAAUCGAGAAGAUACUAUAAUUCUAUAUCUAACGUAUUGGAAGUGCCAAUACAUGUAAAAUCAAUGUCAGCGGACGCCAUUAAUGCAUCACCAUUGAUUUUAAAAGUUCUCAGUACGCUUACAACUUGUCAUGCUUUGAUAUUAGAACCGAGUCACGUAGAGUUAGGUCGAGUGUUUACUCACGAAUCAGUACUCGCAGAGUUGACACUGACAAACGUUUCCCUGUUAGUUCAAGAAUACGGUUUUGUAAAUCUACCAUCAUUCAUGGAGAUACAGCCGAACUAUGGUUUUGGUAAAAUCUUACCUGGCGAGAGUAUACCCCUUCAUCUGAUUUAUUCACCAUUUUCAAUAGACAUUCCUGGAAAUGAAUUAGGUGUCAAUGGUUUGGAGGGAGAACGAAGUUUUCUUGUACAAGUUGUGACGAUCACCGAGCUCGCUGGACGUGGGAAAGAAUUGGAGAUUGACAAGCUGAAAAAUCCUUACGUUAGAAAAUCAAAACAAUUUCGGAUGGGUUCGGGAUUACCAUUUAAAACAAAAAUCGUCGAUGGAAAUGAAUGUCGAAUGUUACGGAAGAAAAACUUGAAGGAUUUGAAAAAAGAAUUUCAUCGUCGUUGCGAUAUCACUGAAGACAUUAAUGAUGAAUAUGAACAAAUUUCGUUUAAAGAAGAAAAUACAUCUAGCGCAGUUUCUAAGCUCGAUCGUAAAAUGGACAAGAGAGUUGAGAAAAAUGUGAUCAAAGUCUCGGUCUAUAUCGUCGAUACAUAUUGCGAAUUGAGCGAACAAAUUUUAGAAUUUCCAGGGACUCCUUGUGGUUGCUUUUCCAUAAUCAGCAUCGAGCUGCGGGCCUUCAACAUGGCAUCUUAUCCAAAUUGCAGUUGUAAUGUAUUGAAGAAGGAUCAAUCGAAAGAGUUUACAGCUCGUUACGAAUUCAGGUGUUCGUCCCGUCAAAUGAGCAUCGUCCCAGCGAGUGGACGUUUGCGAAGUAACGAUCUCGUCGUGAUCAAAUUUAUUUUCGAGCCAAAGUUAUCGAAAUAUGCCGUAACGAAGAGAACUCAAGAGUUGAAGGCUUCUAUGAUUGCGAAGGAAUUGGAAACGGAAAAGUUGACGAACAUAGACAAAAAAUCUACGAGAAAAGAAAAAUUGCCUGCUAAGACGCGUAGGCAGAAACGAUCAAAGGACAACGAAGUAGAAGAAACCGAUCGAACGAAGAAGGAGAAAGAAAACUUAAAAAUCUCAAGCAACGAUUUGUUUUUAGGAGAAUGCGAUCUUUUGGAAAAUUUCGAGGCAUACUCAACAACGAUAGACGUCGCCUGUUCGAUAGAAAUCGAAACGGCAGACGGUAUUUCAAGAGAAGAAACUCUCUUUGCUAAACUUUAUUGUCCUGUAAUCAAACCGGCUAUAAUCAUUUUGAAUACUACACGUGAAAUAAGUUUCGAACCAACGAUCAUCGGCUCGUCGUCGAGGAAGUUUUUAUCAGUGAAAAAUAUCUCCGACAGAGAGGUAAAAGUACGGGUGACUUUGCUCAAUCCAUUGGGACCAUUUUUUAUGCCACCUGGGAAAACUCUUGAAAUUGGAUCGGUUUUAACACUUCCGAUCACUUAUCGGCCAACCGAGGAGGAUCCUUCACGAGUACAGGAGUUCUUUGAAGUUGCCGCUGUUGGAACUAGAACGUCAUGGUUAAUGGCCGUCUCAGGAGAAGCAGUAACACCAUCCUGAAUUAUCCGUAUAAAUUAUUUACAACUUAAACGACCGUCGGUAUAAGAGAAUUUAUUAUCUCGCGUCGAUAACGUAGAACGCGAUCUCGCUUUUUCAUUCAAGUGAAUUUCUAUUUUACCGACAUUGAUCCUUUGGAUACUUAUAUUUAUCUCACGUAUACUGGUCUCCUGUUAUGUAAAAUUCAAUAAUGCAAUUUAAACUAAACGCACCAUAUUCCUCGUUAAUUAUAGUCGAGAGAAAUUAACAAUGGACGUGUAUCCAUUACCUUUAACGAUAUUUUAUACUCUCGAGUAAGUCGGAAUACAAAUUACGGAAACAAGAGACAUGUGUUUUUUCCGUAAUCUAAUUAGUUCCAGUCGACAAGAAACGCCAAGGGAAUUAAUUACUCGCAGCAAUCAAGUACAAAGUGACACGUUAUAUACGGGUUAAUCGAGGCGGUUAACAAAUGACGAAGUUCAGAGUGGAAUUAGUUUCUAAUGCGACGUAUAUUCGAUCGACUAUCCGUUCUCAAAAGUUAAUCGUCAAAGACGUUUAAAUUUAAGGAUGAAUUUAUUUAGGAUAAUUGUAUCGAAUAUAAAAUAUGUGCCUAAUAUGAGAUCAAGGAUUGGAUAAGACAUAUUAAAAUUAGUCAAAAAAAAAUUCCAAUUUACAC